Molecule: messenger RNA, 498 nt
Organism: Phragmites australis (common reed)
Lineage: Eukaryota; Viridiplantae; Streptophyta; Magnoliopsida; Poales; Poaceae
Product: alpha-(1,4)-fucosyltransferase-like
Exons: 1
Coding region: 1-498 (165 amino acids)
Source: RefSeq, a predicted model, not a curated record
AUGCUCGCCUCCGUCGCCAUCCUCCUCCUCCUCUCCGGCUACUUCGAGCUCCCCUCCAUCUACUUGCUCCCCACCCCCGCACCCCUCGUCGCCGACUCUCGCUUCCCCACCGCGCUCGACUCCAUCGACUCCCGCGAGCGAUCCCCGUUCACCUCCCUCCUCACCACGUUCAACGCCUGGGACACCGCCGUCGGGUGCCCCCGCAUCUGUGCCAAGCUCGCCGCAGAACCCGACUCCAACGUGGACACCACGGCAGCCUCCUUCACGUCCAUCACCGGUGGCGCGGGGUGGAGUGGUGCAAGGUGCGAGGAGCUCAAGGUGCGGCACGUCGGGGUGCUCGUCAAGGGCUGGACGUGGAUCCCCGACGCGCUCGAUGGGGUGUACACCUUCCGCUGUGGGGUCAGCUGCGUAUGGAGCAAGUCCACCGCUGUAGUCGAUCGCCCCGACGCACUGCUCUUCGAGGGCACCACGCUGUCGCAGCAGGUCGGCAGCCUCUAA